ACACCUUUAUUAUCUGUACUAACCGACUUUACGUUUGUGCGAACUUAAUUGCAAAGACCUUGUGUGUUUGGCUAUGAAGAAGGAUAACGCUGCUUAGCUAGCUGGGUCACUUGCUAGAAAGCUACGCGAUAGCAUAGCUAACCUCAUUCUGCAAUACAACCUCGAGACAAGUCGGGACAAGACCAGUCUCAGGGCUCACCAUACUCAAUGAGCGGACAGCGCAAUGUCAGAGCGCUCUGGGCAAACUGCAAAGGGGAAGGAAGGCAAAACCAAGUAUGCGUCUCUCAACCUGUUUGAUACAUACAAAGGAAAGAGCCUUGAAACACAAAAGCCCGUUGUUCCCCCCCGCCAUGGCCUGCAGUCUCUUGGUAAAGUUGCCUCCGCACGGCGUAUGCCACCCCCUGCCAACCUGCCCAGUCUGAAGGCAGAGAACAAAGGCAACGAUCCCAACGUCUCGCUCGUUCCUAAAGACGGCACAGGAUGGGCAAGCAAACAGGAACAAGCAGACCCAAAGAGUACCGAUGCAUCAUCAGCACCGCAGCCGGAAUCGCAGCAGCCUGUGGCUACAACGACACCUGCACCGACCCGCUCGAGAACCCCGCCAGCUUCAGAGGCUCCGGCCCCAGUUUCAACCCAGGCCGUAGGGGCAAGGUCCUGGGCACAGGCCAGUGUUACACAUGGAACACAAGGGGAUGGUGGAAAGGGAUCAAACCUACCGUCGCCAUUCUCUCGCGAGGAAUUUCCCACCCUGCAGGCGGCUGGCGACCAGGACAAAGCUGGCAGAGAACAGGGCACUGCAGAUCAGUGGUAUGGGCCAGGACCAAGCCUCCGCCCCCAGAACGUCACAAGUUGGCGGGACGGUGGGGGCCGAGCCCUGGCGCCCACCCUGCCUGGGGAGGGGGCAGCAGAGGGUGGCACUGUUGGAGUUCUGGUGAUGGAUGGGGCAGCUGGGGCCCCCCCUCCGAACUCUCAGUCCCACGGGCCACCUAGAAACCCUCCUGCAGGCAGCCCUGCCUUGCCCGGGCCCCAGCCUCCUGUGGGGCCUGGGUUCCCCCAAUACCGAGGGAUCAUGCCUCCCUUCAUGUAUCCUCCCUACCUGCCCUUCCCAGCCCCUUAUGGCCCUCAGGGGCCAUACAGGUACCCUGCACCUGGGGAAGGACCAGCUCCAAGGUUCUCCCGUGGCCAGGGGGGGCCUGACAGCAGGCCUCAGGGUGGCCCACGUGACACAGGUGGAGAGGUGGUGAAGCGUCCCUCCAUCCUAAAGCAGGAUGAUCUGAAGGAGCUUGACGAGCUGGACCACGAUGGAGACGAGGGCUGGGCAGGUGCUCAUGAGGAGAUUGAUUACUCCGCCAAGUUGAAGUUCAGUGAUGAUGAAGGGGAGGAGGAAGGGGAAGAAGAGAGAUCCGAGAGCAACAAUAAUACAUGUGAGCAGCAGAGGUCCCAGGAUGCCCCCCCUGCAUCCUCUCGCUCUCGAGCCUCAGACAGUGGUGGAGACACCCGUCGCACCCCUCCCACUAAUGCUGACAAUGGCCCCCAACCCCCCUCCAGCAAGCCAGGAUGGGCCGAGGAGGGAGGCAGUGGCUGGGGGGGUCAAGGAGCAUCAUCCAAUAUCCAGGGGCGCAGACCUGGAUUGGGUUGUCCCCGGGAGCAGCCCUCCCCCCCACCAGGGCCGCUCCUCGGACAAGGGCCUUACUCCUUUUACCGACAGGAGCGGCCCCACAACCAAGGGGCCCCUCUAGGCCAAGGGAAGCCUGUUCCUACCCAGCAUCAGCCAGCAGCAGGGGGACCUACUCCGCCUCCACAGCCUGGCGUGCUGGCCCCUGGAGCUCCGGGGGAAGAUGAGGACGAGACUUGGCGUCAGCGCAGGAAGCAGUCCUCUACUGAGAUCUCAGCUGCGGUGGAGCGAGCUCGUCGGCGUCGUGAAGAGGAAGAACGUAGGAUGGAGGAGGAGAGACGAGCAGCUUGUGCUGAAAAGCUAAAGAGGUUGGAUGAGAAGCAGCAACAGCAGCAGGGCAGCAGCACAGGAAGUAGUGACAGAAAAACCCCCACCCUAGAUGGAAAUUCCACAGCUGCCACGGCAGGCAGCCCUAGUCCUUCUGUUUCAGCCUCCUCCUCCAACAUCAGCCAGCCUCCAUCCCCCUGUGUUGACCCAGAUGAGCCUCCAAUGCUGGCUGUCCAGACAGGACAAAGUCCUGGAGUCAGUGACCGACAGCGAGCCAGCAGCAAUAGUAGUUAUGACUCGAAUGCAGAUGCCCAGCCAUGUCCCCAGCCAGUGAUGCCACAGCCACAACAGCCGACAUUGGACGCGCCUCUGUCAGGAGAAACUAAGGAAGAGAACAUUGGGGGCUCUCACAUUCGUGCAGGAAGUGGGGGUGAAAGAGGAGCUGACCCUGUCAAAAUAGAGAAUAUUGGAGGGGGAACAGGUCGUCAAGCUGGUGGUCCUCCCGGCCAGGGUUACUCCAAGUACCAGAAGUCCCUUCCACCUCGAUUUCAGAGGCAGCAGCAAGAGCAGCUCCUGAAGCAGCAACAGCAGUGGCAACAGCAACAACAGCAGCAGCACAGCCAGGCGUCACAAAGCCAGCUGUCCCCACAGCCCCAGGCUCCACAGGGUCCUUCACCAGGUACAACUCCACAGCCAGGGCCUGGACCAAAGCAAGGUGGACCCCUGUAUCAACCAAGCAAUAUGGUGCGGCCUCCACCACUGCCAAUGAACUUUGAUCCUCGCUGGAUGAUGAUGCCCUACAUGGACCCUCGAAUGAUGCAGGGCCGGCCUCCCCCUAUGGAUUACUAUUCAGCUGGCAUGCAUCCAUCAGGACUUAUUGGGCGUGAGCGUUCUGAUUCAGGUGGAUCUGGUUCAGACCCCUUUGACAGGCAGCAACAGCAUCCAGGGCACCCUCACCGGGGUACCCCUCCUAUGGAUCCCAAGCUUGCCUGGGGUCCAGAAGUUUUCCCUGGUGGAGGGGAGGGCCGAGGGCUAACAUCCCCCCUCAGGCAGAAGCAAGCAAUGGAGGAAGAGGAUGGGACUAAAGGACCCAGGAGCGACACUCCUCCACACCGAAUGAGAGAAGGUGGAUUGGGACCCAUCCAGCAGCCCAGCUCUAGCUCUGGGACAACCAAUCAGACUCCACCUCCAGUCGGCACCCAAGUUGGCAGCCAAGGAAGUGGCCACCAUCCUCAUCACUACAUGAGUGGAAGAGGAAACUAUAGCAAUUUCCCUGAGCAGGGUGGGAGGAUGCUUCCACAUCAACAGCAGCAGAGGGCAGGUGAGCGGGGAAACCAGCCACACAGCUUCACCCACCAAGAUGAAGGGCCUCCUCGAGGAGCUCAACAAGGCCAGAUAUGGGGGGCCCCACACCCUCACUAUGAUCGCAAUGGUCGUGCAGAUCUCCCCUCUGUUGAGAGCAAUUCUCAUCAUCACCAUCAUCUUGGCCACCACCCUCAGCAACCUCACUUCAAUCUUCACCCUCAUAAACCAGAGAACAGCCGUGACAGGGUUGUUGAGGCCAAUGCUAAGAAGACAGACUCGUCUCCUCCAAUCCACCAACCUUCCCUAUCAUCAUCCUGCUCUUCCUCCUCCUCCUCCUCCACCAGAGAAGACGGAAAUGUCAAAGUUGCCCUGCAUCAUCACCCAUCGCAGAGAGAAGGUGAAGCCGGGGGCGGGCACACUGUUGGUGAAAGAAGCAGCAGUGGCAGUGCUAGCGGCACCAGCCAUGUAAAGCAGGAGAAAACAGGCCCUUCAAAUGCACUCCAUUCCUCUGUCCUAGCUACCCCAGCUUCCUCUCAACAUGGCAAUCAUGCUCAUCCUCAGCAGCAGCAUCACCAUCAUAAACCAAACCAAAGAGGAGGGCGAGAGCACAAGACAGAGACCCAGUGGGGCCCAAGGCCUGGCAGUAGCCACAUGGGUGGAGGGUCCUCUCAUGGUAAGAGGGCCAACAAUGCAGGAGGUGGGAACAACUCCCGUGGAGGUGACGACUCCUCCAACCCUCAAACGGACCACAAACCCUCCAACCAUUCAGGAGGUGGCAAUGCCAACAAGAGAGCUGGCCCCAUUAAGAAGCCAGUCCUGAAAGAGAUGAAGAAAGAUGGAGGGGAAGUUGAUGGAGGGGAAAAAACAAGUGCAAAUUUUGGGAAAGAUAAAGAACAAGAUGGGGCCCAAACCACUUCAGUGAAGCAGGAAGCCUCCUCUGUCUCCCAGAACACAUCAGCAUCAUCUAAGGAUGAGCCAGCUCAGACAGCCAAACCCAGGAAUGGAGCUAAAGAGAGAACAACCGGAGGAGCGUCAGGGAGAGGAUCAAAAGAUGUAGACACCAACUCCUCAAGGAGGGACAGGGACCGGUCGUUUGAAAGAGGAGGUGGUUCUGCCCACCACCAUGGAGUCCCAGCCAAAGGUGGUAGAGCAAGUCGUGGACGAGGAGGUGAGUUCUACGGGCGGGGUCGUGGUUACCGUGGCACCUAUACAGCCACAGCUGGUCCUGCUGGUGGUGGUCGUGGAAGAAUGGGGGGCAGAAGUGGCAGAGAUUACCGCUCAUCGGCUGCUGGUGGCCACCACCAUGAGUCCAAAGGUGAGGGGGGUGGCGGCAGGCAUGGCCAGGACCGUUCCCAGCAUAACCCAGCCAGGGCAAGGAACCGAAGUGAAACCCGCAGUGAGGGAUCUGAGUAUGAGGAGAUUCCUAAGAGAAGGAGGGAGAGGGGCUCAGAGACUGGAAGUGAGAGUGGUGCCAGUGACCUUGGUCACUCAGACAAAGAUGACAACCAGAAAUCCAACACCAAGAACGGCUCAGGCACCACCGGCAGUAGCACUGUGUCAUCUGCACCAACAAGAGGUUCCCAGGCCAGGGUUUUCACCCCUAGAGGUGUGCCCUCUAGAAGGGGCAGAGGUGGUGGUAGUGGAGGAGGAAACGUCUAUAGGAGCAGUGGCAAUGUUGGAGGACCACCUGGAGGACACAGAGUUGGACCGAACUCUGCCUCUCACGGUGGGCCCUCAAAGGCCUCAGCCUCAGCCCGGAAGCAACAUGGCCCGCCACAAACGUCUGGGUCCAAAGACUUGGGUAGGGGAGGAAAUGGAGGAGAGAAGAAAGACAAGACAGCUGAUGCAAGUCAACCUCAAAAUCAUGGGUCAAAUCCCCCCCAGGCAUCAUUGCCCACUGCAGCUCCCACCACUGUAGGCUCCACUGAAAAUGGAGUAGCUGUGGCCCAGCAAGCUUCAAACAACCCUACAUCAAACUCUGGAGGGCCAAAUGCGCUCCCUCUGCCUACUAACCGUGGGUUUCCUCCAGGUGGGUUUGAGCGACCACCUAGACGUAGGCGUCAUGGGCGUUCCCAGCAUCAGCAAGACAAGCCACCACGCUUCAGGCGACUGAAGGAGCGAGAGAAUGCUGCACGAAUCAAUGGAGGUGUGGGGGUCAUAGGAGGAGGACGUCCCUCCUCUCCCUCCCUGAAUUCAGUUCAGGACAGUAAUGGGGCCCCAGUCUCUGCUCCAAUGACAGGCAACACCCAGAAUGCUAACCACAAUACCACUGUAACUAACAACAAUAACAGUAGUGUUGGGCAUCUCAGCAAUGCAAACAGCCACCACCAUCACCACUACAACCAGGGCAGUGCUGGACAGCCCCACCCUCAGCACCACCACAGCCACGGAGCAAAGUCCCCUGACUUCACCAACCAGAACUCAGACCAGGCCAACGAGGAGUGGGAGACGGCCUCAGAGAGCAGCGACUUCACAGAGUUCAGAGAUAGAGAAGGCGGAGGAGGGAAGUCGUACUCUUCUCACCAUCCCCAUCACAUGGGAAGGGGUGGAGGGGGCGGUGGAGGAGGUGGAGGCGUGGUAGAGCGGGAUUUGACAGGAAAAGAGCCCUCCGCUAAUAAAAGAAGCUUCUCAAGCCAGCGCCCCGGUAUGGAGCGACAAAACCGGCGAGUCAACACUGGAGGAGCUGGAGGCGGAGGGGGAGGUAGAGGUCCACGAGGCCCACCCGGUGGUGGCUCUGGUGGUCCUGGUAACGGAGGUGGUGGCAAUCGAGGGGAGAAGCGUGGCAACUGGCCCUCCCCAAAAAAUAGGAAGUGAUGGAAUAUUAUGAACAUUUUCAGAUGACCCACCCCACCUACAUUUAGACCACCCUAUUCCAUCUUAAUCCCUUUUUGAUAAUUAUUUCAUGGCUUAUUAUUGGCAUCCCUAAACAUGCUAGUGUAUUGUACAGUAUAUGGAGAUGGUAUUCACAUUCACUUUAGCCCCUACCCCCAUCCACGUCAGUUCCUUCCCUCUGCAUCCAUCUGCUCUCUACCGUCCGUUAAUGUAAAUUUCUCUCCGUUUGUUCUGUCUUGCUCUCCGUUUAGUUGUGCCCCCUCCCCGCUUACCCCACCCCAUCCCACCCCACUCCCCCCCUUUUAAAAUCCCACCCCAGUUGGAAUUGAUAAGCAUGUGGUUCUGCAGUAGAGAUGCACGUGGUUUUGACAGACAUUUACACAGAGAUCCACACACACAUUUACAAGCACAAAUAUGACAUCUCUUUAAACAUUGAACACAUGCAGUCAUGUGGGUGAAAAUAGAGAAACGAGGGAGUACAUUAGCGAAAACAUGUUUGGAUCGGGCUAAUUUUUAUAUUUAUGUACCUGUGAAUAUUUCUACCACACUUUGGCCUUGGGUGGUAUGCAGUAGUGCAGAUCUGCAUUACAUCCCUCACAAAGGGAAAGAAUGCAGCUUCAUCUUUUAACAAGAACAAUGUAACAUAAGAUGUUUUGUUUCUUUGUUUUUGGCCUCCUGUUAGUUUAGUUUGAACCUUUGGGCAGUGUUAGGGGGUGUGUAUUUUUUCUUCUAAAGGCAGGUCAUUAAAACACCUUUUUACUAAAUUCUCCAACUCUGCUGACUUUUUGGUCUCCUUCAAAGUAUGUCUGAUUACUGUGAUAAAGUACUACUGCUCAGUGCUCACUUACCCUCAUUUCCAUUGAUUUGUCUAAUAUCUAUGUUUCUGCUGCUUGUUCAGGUUGACGAUGUGACCUUUUUUUUUUCCUGUGUUUUUGACCUGCUUUUAAAUUACAUUUGCAAUCAAGAUGUUCAUUUUUUUAAGAGAUAAAGGCUUUUUUAGCCUUCUGGACACUGCAGAAAUCCAAGUCGCCCACAAGGAUAGAUUUCUCCCAUUCUUUCAUGAGCUUUGUUUAUCCCAUUAAGACUAUCAAUGGCGUUAUUUCAACUACUUGGAAACACUCUUCCUCCUUCAAGGUAAAAAACCUAUCAGUCUUGUAUGGGGGAAUGAGAUAAUGAAAACAUGAUAGGUCAUGGUGGAUGAUAAGAAAAAUGUUUGCUUAAUAGGUGAUCGAAAAUGUUCUAAUAAGCACUCCUUGUAGUAUAAAAAUCCCUUUUUUUUCUUUUGUGUUGUAUGUUUUUUGGGCAAGUUACAUGUAAUGCAACAGGACAGGUACUCUGUCUGGGCCCAGAGUACAGAGCUAGGCCGAGUAUUGUACUAUGACACAACCCUGUUAUUUCUCUCUGUGCUCUUGUGGAGACCCCUCACACAUCAAAGGACUGCUACCAAGAGCUCCAUGUCAGAGGAAGUAUUUUUUAAAGUGUGAAUUCUUAGGAUGGAUGGUGGUUUUCAGGCAACAGAGUAGCCCCACACAAAUUGAAUUCAGGACAAUGCCGAAGCGGUGGCGAAACGAGCCGCCUACUCGGCUAAACACACGGUUUCUGCUUGCAACAAAUAAUGCUGACCUGGAGUGUUGCAGGAAUGUUGGAUUGAUUUAGGAUUACACUUGUAAAACAUAGUUUGUAUCACACAAAAAAGACAAAAAAUGGCACAGAGCUUG
Molecule: messenger RNA, 7797 nt
Organism: Cheilinus undulatus (humphead wrasse)
Lineage: Eukaryota; Metazoa; Chordata; Actinopteri; Labriformes; Labridae
Gene: prrc2a
Product: proline-rich coiled-coil 2A
Exons: 17
Coding region: 224-6061 (1945 amino acids)
Biological process (GO): cell differentiation
Source: RefSeq, a predicted model, not a curated record